AUGCCGUUGCGGAGAGAGGCGCCCUGGAAAUCGCACGUGAGAAAAACACUGCGCGCGAUUUGCACCCGGUAUCACACCCGCCUCGCCCACUGCUUCACGCGCAUUGGCCUCGACGGUAUUGCACCCCAAUACCACGCCUUCCUUUCCCGUCGCCUUCCCUUCCCCCGCCCUCCUUUCCCGUCGCCCUCCCUUCCCGUCGCCCUCCCUUCCCGUCGCCCGCGCUUCUUCCCGUCGCCGUCCGUAAUUCUCGUCAGUCUCCCUUCGGCUCGUCCCCUCGCUUUCCCUGUCUCCCUCUUUCCCUGUCGCCCUCGCAAUCCGUGUCUCCCUCUCUCCCCCUCGCCCUCGCUUUCCCCGCCAAUGAGGCACCGCCGCCCUCCCUUUCCCCAUCGCCCUGCCAUCCACUGCUCGUCUCCUCGCCUUCCCUCCCGCCUCCCUUCCCAUCUCGCACGCGUCCCGUGCCCUGCUUCCCCCCCUCCCCGCCUCCUCUUCCCCCCAUCCCCCUCCCUGCGUCCCCCCAUCCUCUUCAUUCUUUCCCCUUAUCCCAAGCCCUGCUUCCCCCCAUCCGCAUUUCUGCUUCCCCCCCUCCCCGUCCCUGCUUCCCCCCAUCCGCAUUUCUGCUUCCCCCCCUCCCCGUCCAUGCUUCCCCAUGUCCUCUUCCCUGCUUCCCCCCCUCCCCGUCCAUGCUUCCCCAUGUCUUCUUCCCUGCUUCCCCCCACCCCCUGCCCUGCUUCCCCCCAUCCCCUGCCCAGCUUCCCCCCAUCCCCUGCCCAGCUUCCUCCCAUCCCCUGCCCUGCUUCCCCCCUUCCCCUUCCCGUCUUCCCCCCAUCCCCCUCCCUGCGUCCCCCCAUCCUCUUCAUUCUUUCCCCUUCUCCCAAGCCCUGCUUCCGCCCAUCCGAUUUUCUGCUUCCCCCCCUCCCCUUCCCUGCUUCCCUGCAGUGUCUCCUCGACCGCCACUCCACUUUGCUCCCCACACAUUUCACGGCCUUAUGUCCCCCUCCCGCCACAGUACAUUCAGGCCAAUUCACUCCCCCCACCUCCUUCGGUUUGCAUCCCUCCACAUCCCCCUCCCCAUCCCCCUCCCCACCACCAGGCGCGCGCCCUGCUACAUCCCUCCUGCUGCUCCCUCUGCUUUGUCCUCUCCAGCAAACCCCUUCCAACACAGGCGCACCGCUGGCACCCCUCGCACACUCCUCCGUGUACCCACCCACUAUGUCUCAGAUCUCAGCAGCAUCAGUUCCCACUGUUGGUGUUAGGUUGGAGAGGAUGGUACAAAGAGGAGGGAGGGAGCGCUGA
Closterium sp. Naga37s-1 is the source of this 1293-nucleotide messenger RNA. Lineage: Eukaryota; Viridiplantae; Streptophyta; Zygnematophyceae; Desmidiales; Closteriaceae. The record is from the annotation of a GenBank genome assembly.